CGCAAGCCGUGAGUAGAGUAAGAAGAUAAAAUGCGCCGGAGAGAGUGCAAGAGAUAAAUAUUCUCGAGAGAGACGAGAUAGAGAGAAAUGGUAGACGUAGUAGCAGUAGGAGUAGUAUUUAAAUUCCAUCCCAACCACGCAAACACAUUAAACAUCCUCGACACUACAGCUCAGCUAUCGUGUGUUUUCCUUUCUCUCUUUUUCAUCGCACUUGCGUUAAACUUCUCCGUUUAAUAUUAUUCUACUCUAUAAACAGAGCAAAAGAGAAAAGGACCACGUUGUGGGUAGAGUGAAUCUAGUCUCUAUAAACCCGGGAUCGAAUCCCCGCGGCUGCGUGGAUUUGUGGAGAUGGGGAAGGGGAAUAGGAGCUUCAUGGGGUUUGAUUUGAAAGUGGUUUUGAUGGUGUCAGUGGCGUUGAAUGUGGUUUUGAUUUCGAGGGUUUUGUAUAAAGAAGAUGAUGAGAGCGAGAUUGGUGGUGGGGUUUGUUUAGAGAGUGGUGAAGCGCAGGUUAGCAGGAGGAGAACGGGGUUUGACGGAGAUAGUUCCGGUACGGAUGUUCUCGACGGUGGUGCUGUUAUUGAUCUUGAUCAUGGCAAUCCGACAAUGUAUGAGGAGUAUUGGAAGCAGAUGGGAGAUAAAACUACGGUUGUGAUACCUGGUUGGCAAUUUAUAAGUUACUUUUCGGAUAUCAAAAAUGUUUGCUGGUUUUUGGAGCCAGAAUUUGCCAAGCAAGCUAUUAGGUUGCAUAGUUUGGUUGGGAACGCGGUAACUCAAGACCGUUACAUUGUAGUAGGCACAGGCUCUUCACAACUAUACCAGGCUGUACUCUAUGCCUUGACUCCUACGGACAGUCCUGGGCCAAUGAGCGUUGUAUCAGCUGCCCCAUUCUAUUCUUCUUACCCACUAAUGACGGACUACUUGAAGUCUGGGCUCCAUAGAUGGGCUGGUGAUGCAUACAAUUUCAGUACUGACGAGCCAUACAUCGAGCUUGUUACUUCUCCUAACAAUCCUGAUGGCUCCAUAAGGCAAGCUGUGGUGAAUGGAGAUAAAGGAAUAUUAGUUCAUGAUCUGGCUUACUACUGGCCUCAGUAUACUCCAAUCUCUCAUCAAGCAGACGAAGAUGUAAUGCUUUUCACAAUCUCCAAAAGUACUGGUCACGCUGGGACUCGCAUAGGGUGGGCUCUUGUCAAAGAUCCAGAAAUUGCCAAGAAAAUGACUAAAUUUAUAGAGAUCAACACUAUCGGUGUGUCCAAAGAUUCACAGCUCCGAGCAGCAAGGAUUCUGCAAGCUGUGUCUGAUGACUAUGAUUCCAGUGGCAAUGCCAAAAAGAACGAACAAUUCUUCGAGUACAGUUACAAUGUCAUGGUGAAGAGGUGGAAUGAACUUAGAGCAGCAGUUGAUAAGAGUCAAAUAUUCAGUUUACCUAAAUUUCCACCUGGUACGUGCACAUUCAGUGGACAGACAUUCGAGCCACAGCCAGCUUUUGCAUGGGUGAAAUGUGAGCAAGAAACAGUAGAUGACUGUGAAAGUUUCUUCCGCGGCCACAACAUCCUGACUAGAGGCGGAAAGCACUUUGGUGUUAGCCCCAAGUACGUGAGGAUCAGCAUGCUGGAUAGCAACAACAAAUUCAAGAUCUUCACCGAGAGAUUGUCUAGUAUGAAAUUUUGAAAAUUUCGAAGUUCUGAAUGAUAGGGGGAGGGCUCGAAAGAGGACCGGUUUGUGUACAGAGUGCUCUGUAUUGAUUGUUUAUUUUUUUGGUAAUAGGUGCACGAUUAUGUAAAUCUCUAUUCUGGAGUCUUUCUGUAAGAACCUCUUAUGGACAUUAUAGCACACAAGUGUUUUAUUUAUCAAGUGCUAGAGGAUUGAUAAAUACAAAUGCUCUAGCAUUAGCACAUUA
Daucus carota subsp. sativus is the source of this 1897-nucleotide messenger RNA. RefSeq names its product tryptophan aminotransferase-related protein 2. Gene Ontology annotation, molecular function: transaminase activity; carbon-sulfur lyase activity. The coding region runs from base 349 to 1668 and encodes 439 amino acids. The transcript is spliced from 5 exons. The record is from RefSeq and is a predicted model, not a curated record. Gene Ontology annotation, biological process: amino acid metabolic process. Lineage: Eukaryota; Viridiplantae; Streptophyta; Magnoliopsida; Apiales; Apiaceae.